Eucalyptus grandis is the source of this 2140-nucleotide messenger RNA. RefSeq names its product thiamine-repressible mitochondrial transport protein THI74. Gene Ontology annotation, cellular component: membrane. The transcript is spliced from 3 exons. Bases 395 to 1711 code for a protein of 438 amino acids. Gene Ontology annotation, biological process: regulation of peptide transport. The record is from RefSeq and is a predicted model, not a curated record. Lineage: Eukaryota; Viridiplantae; Streptophyta; Magnoliopsida; Myrtales; Myrtaceae.
ACGAAACUCCCGUCGAUUUUUCAACGACCCCUUCCCGACUAGUCUUGCGCGAUCUUCGUCUGAGAAAGAUUCAGUUUUUGAGUCAAUCCGAGGUUCUGAACUCGCGACGGAUCGAACGAUUCGAUUUUGGUUUGAGGGGAGUUUCCCGGCGAAGCAGGCGAUGUAAGUAUUACUUCAAUUUCCCCAGCUUUCGGGUCGUGUGGUUGUUCCAGCUUCCGGCAGUUGAUCGUAUCUUGCAAUGCGGAUGUUCCUUUCUGGAUUCGUGAAUUGCGGAGGCUGUUGGGAACUUAUCCUAGGACGGGAUGUCUCUGCGAAGGUGAAUUGUUGGGUGAUUUGAUGGUUUUGGUGCUCAAAGAAGGGGAAAAAAGAUUGGGAAUUUCGAUAGGAGGAGGAGAUGACGAGUAAAGUUUGGAGAUGGGUUUUGGGGUUGAUAUACAUAGUUGCCGUGGCCACCAUUUGGAUUGCUGCUAGUUAUGUGGUUCAAUCCGUGGUCGAUUCGGGAGUUUCGCCUUUCCUCAUCACGUAUAUAUGCAAUUCCUUGUUCAUCGUGUACAUUCCCAUCUUUGAAAUCGGGCGCUAUGUGGAGGAUAAAUAUGGGAGUUUAUGGUUCUGGUGGAAUAGGAAGCGUGGUGAUGGUAGCCCUUUGAAAGGAUCGGGGGAAUCGGAGAAGGCGAAUUUACUUGCGGGAGGUGAUUUGAGUGCGAGAGCUGAUGAUCCGAAUCCAUCCACGUCUGCGGAGGAAGGCGAAAUAAGUCAUCAUGCAAAAGAUGUUUAUGUAGGAUCUGAGCAUGAGAGUGAAGGGGCUUUGCAUGAUCAAGGUGUAAUGAGUGAAGUUGUUGAAAAGGGAGUGGAUGCAAAGGGACGUUGGACAAGGAUGAGAGUCGCGAAAGUUAGCCUUCUCAUUUGCCCAUUUUGGUUCUUUGCGCAGCUCACUUUCAAUCUGUCCUUAAAGUACACUACCGUCACGUCAAACACUAUCUUGAGCAGUGCAUCAAGUCUAUUCACCUUUUUGGUCUCUCUUGCGUUCUUGGGAGAGAAAUUUACCUGGGUAAAGCUGAUCAGCGUUCUUCUUUGUAUGGGAGGAACAAUCAUUGUUAGUGUGGGUGACUCCCAAACAGAUUCUUCAGUAAGUGCAACUGCGACAAAUCCUCUUCUUGGAGACAUCCUUGCUCUUGUCUCAUCUGCCCUGUAUGCUGUAUACAUCACCUUGAUUAGGAUUAAACUACCUGAUGAUGAUGAGAAGCAAGAGCAAGGUCAAGUCAGCAUGGCUCUGUUCCUUGGAUACUUGGGGCUGUUUAACCUCUUGAUAUUCCUUCCUGUCGCCCUUGUGCUUAAUUUUGCUAAGCUGGAGCCAUUUACUAACCUUAACUGGGAGCAAGUUGGUCUAAUUGUUGGUAAAGGUUUGCUAGAUAAUGUGCUGAGUGAUUACUUGUGGGCCAAGGCUGUUCUUCUGACUACUACCACCGUUGCAACCGCUGGUCUUACCAUUCAAGUUCCAUUGGCAGCUGUUGUAGAUUCAUUGACUGGCAGUGCGCCUAAUCUCAUGGAUUACCUCGGUGCUGUUGCAGUCAUGAUCGGAUUUGCAGGCAUCAAUAUACCUUCUGAUGCUUUCAGCAGAUCAAAAGAAGCCAGUGUUGAUCUCGAAAAUGAAGACAUUGGUAACCAAGACCGUGCUGCUUUGCAUACUGAGAAAUCAGAGGCAGUUUCCUAGCACGAGGUUUUCGAGCUGACAAAGCAAUUCUGCGUGUGAAGAUAUAAUAUGCCAUUUUUCAAAGGGAAAGUUCUUAAAGGAGCAUUAACUUCUCGUUCCCAGUCUCUGACUCCAUCCGUAAGCUACACAUGAGACUCUCUCCAUUAUUGUAGUUACAACUCAGGUGCACCUCGAAUUGCUUAUGCUCUGAAAGAAUGCAAAUUGUCUUCUCGAUCUCAGUCAAGAAGUCUUCACUGGUCAAUUAGGGCCACUGUACACUUAGAUGAGAGAGCAGGAGCACUCUAAAGAGAAUGAGCUGAGCUUGAUCAAUAUUUGGAACAGUGAAUCUCAGAUGAAGCGGUGAUGUACGAUUUUUCGAUUGAAGUAUAUUGUACUUGAAGAACUUUGUACUGCCUAAAUAAAUGGAGGCCAUUCGAUUGAUUUUCAGUA